AUGUCUCGAUAUCCGGGAAGACGGCAUGUCCGAUGGCAACCAACCUCCAUCGGAUCGACCGACACACCCAAGACAUCAGUCAUCGAUACAUCAACACCGUUACUGAAACGGCAACCAUACUACCCAAUACUACAGGUCUUCUCCCAGCUCGAUGAAGUUACCACCACAAUCUCCAUCGUAUCGAUCUCGGACGGUGUAGGCUCAAAUAUAAAUGAAAACUACUUAGGGGCUCUGGCAGCCCAACUCCACGUUGAGAGUCUGGAUGACAAGGAUGCUGAGGAUUACCUUGUUCUAUUAAGGUCGCUCGAGGCAGUCCUGAGAAGCAUCGACAAUGCACCAGACUACAUCGCGCCAGACUUGCUUCCACAAAAGACGCUAGAAGAUCGCAUCUUUUGGCAACCAGCAUCGAAAGACAACCCCUUCAACGGCUGGAGUCACCAAUGUGAUAUAAAAUCCGCGUCUCCGACUAGCAAGCUACUGGGUGGACGUACCGUUGCUGUCAAGGAUAACAUAUCUGUUGCAGGGCUACCGACAACCCUUGGCCUGCACCAGUCACUAUUUCCGGAGGGCAAUGGGUACCCCAUCUCUCCUAUCGAUGCAGUAGUGGUGUCGCGGAUUCUUGAAGCCGGAGGCAUCAUCAAAGGCACGUCAACCUGCGAAAGCUUUUGUGCCUCGCCCUUGUCCUUCACCUCGGCCACAGGGCCAGUCCAUAAUCCGCUUUUGCACAACUACACGGCCGGCGGGAGCAGCAGCAGCUCCGCAGUGCUAGUUGCGGCUCAUCAACUGGCAUCGAGAGGGGGCUUCUCACCAAGCGGCCAAACCGUGGAGUUGGCUAUUGGCACCGACCAAGCCGGGUCGCCUACCUUUGGUUUAGUCCCCUACACUGGCGCAGGGUCUAUGUCGCCCAUGAUCGACCACAUGGGGCCGCUGGAGGCCGAGCUUGAGGACGUUGCUGUGCUGUUAGAGGUCAUGGCAGGCUACGAUGGCUACGACCCGCGGAUGACUCCAGAAACCCCUUUGGUACAUCGGGUCAAGCCUUACCUAAAACUACUGCUCCAGGCGAGGCAAGAGAUCCAAUCGAAAUUGAACCCUGGUCACAAGCUGAGGGUUGGCCUGCUGAAGGAAUCUUUCCACAUCCCCGGGGUUGCUGCCGACGUGCGAGACAUCGUCUAUCAGACAGCAACACGAUACUUUGAGGCUAUAGGGGCCUGUGUUGUCGAGGUUUCUAUCCCAAUGCACCAGGAAGGUCCGGCAAUCUGGACAGCAGCCACCAGACCGUCCAUGUCGAGUUACUUGUGCGAGGGCAACCCCUCCGGCCACCUUUCCUUCCUGUCGCCGCAUGCGCAGACCAAAUGGCCUCCCUCCCAGGAAACACAACCCAUCUGGUUGGAGGCCAAGGCGCAUCGCAUGGUCUUCGCUCUCAGAGCCGCCUACGAUUCCGCCCUUGAGCAUUUAGAUGUCCUCAUCACGCCUUGUGCGCCCACAGUCGCGAUGAUACACCCGGAUCCGAAUGGUCCUGAUGGGAGACGGGCCUCGGUCCUGGAUAGACUUGAUGUCGCCGUUGGCCUGACCAGGAAUACUUGUCCUUUUAAUGUUACUGGCCAUCCCGCCUUGAACGUCCCUCGUGGUUUCUCCACUGCCGAAUGUCAUCCGGAUGUCCCGCUGCCUGUAGGUACGCAGAUUGUGACAAGGCGUUGGGCUGAUGAACAGCUGAUUGAGGCUGCGGCUUUAUUUGAACGAGGACGAGAGGUAUUGAAGACCACGGUGGAUGGUAGGAAAUAA
Messenger RNA from Penicillium verrucosum, 1782 nucleotides. RefSeq lists its product as uncharacterized. The record is from RefSeq and is a predicted model, not a curated record. Gene Ontology annotation, molecular function: catalytic activity. Bases 1 to 1782 code for a protein of 593 amino acids. NCBI's taxonomy places the organism in Eukaryota, Fungi, Ascomycota, Eurotiomycetes, Eurotiales, Aspergillaceae. The transcript is spliced from 4 exons.